GUAAAACCCAGAAGCUUGUAAGUGUAUAAAGGCGGACUGGCUCCCGGAGCUCAGUCAUUAUAUCCUGAAUCAUCAUGAACCUGCAGCUCGGCGGUCUUCUCCUGGUGGCGGCACUGUUUACCAGCAGCUCGACUCUGACGCCUGACGAAUGCCAACCUUUGAUCACGCCUUUGUCUCUGACCAACGUCUCCACGAUGUAUGGCAGGUGGAACUACCUCGUCGCUUACAUUGAAAUGGAAGGAUUUGACUACUUCGAGAGAACCCAAAGCAUGUGGAUAAACAUCAACCAGUCACCCAACCCCAACGAACUCAUCUUUACUCAGUGUGACCGGAUAGGUGGAACCUGCAUAACUGGAACUGUGAAUGGAACCUUCGAUGCCGACACAUUCUCGAUAUUAUUCGGCAGCGUCUCCUCACAGUUCCAGCUGCUGCCGGCCUGUGAUGGCUGCAUGGUCAAGAUUUUCAACACCACGUCCAGGGACGUCCAGUUUCUUCGACGGUUGAACAUCAUCAAGUUACUUAAAGGGAUCGACUUCGACCCCAAAAUAAAAGAGAUUUCCUUCCGUCAUCUUUACAUGAUGGCCAGAGGUUCGAGCCUGCAGGACUCGGACCUGGAGCGCUUCAAGCAGCAGGCGAGCUGCCUCGGCUUCUCUGGAGAACCAGGAUACCACUACGACCCCAAGAACGAGUUCUGUGCUGAAGGCGAGGGCAUCAAGAUAAUAACCUGAAGUCAACAACAACAACCUUCCUGAAUAUUUCAAACCAAAACUGAGAAAGUAAAGAGACAAAAAAAGUGACUCAAAAACAUCCAAAGUGUGAUUUAUUUCUCUGG
Molecule: messenger RNA, 832 nt
Organism: Centropristis striata (black sea bass)
Lineage: Eukaryota; Metazoa; Chordata; Actinopteri; Perciformes; Serranidae
Exons: 6
Coding region: 75-728 (217 amino acids)
Source: RefSeq, a predicted model, not a curated record